CUGAAAAAAGGAAGUGUGAGUUUUAAUGUUUCUGUUUUUAAACUUGUCUAUUUUAUAUAAAGAGGAAGAGGAGAAGAAGAAAUCAGUAUAUUGUCACAUGGUAACUUGAUGCUGUUUACAAGCUUCAUCCUCAGAAGAAUGUCCUCCGCUCUCUCCCGUCAUGUCCUCUGGGAGUCUGAGGGGCUGGUGGCCUACCUCCACCCAAGGCCCUGGACCCCUGGCUCCGUUAUCCUGGAGAGCCUGACCCCCGGCAGCCCGGGAGGAAGCAUCUUCCACCUGCAGGAGCCGGUGUACCUGUCCUGGCUGCUGGGAGCGAGAGCCGUGUCCCAGCUGCUGUGUGAGAGGUUGGGGGUUCGUAGGUGUGCGCUGGUCAGCAGACCCCACAGAGACAGGCCGGCCCAGAUUUGUGUCCUCCCCUUGCAUUGUCUGGAUGACGAGUGGCGCCCUCACCUGGCGGGAGAGGAGGAGCACAACGCCCAGGACCCGGGGUACUGCACGUCUAAGACAGCCCCCAGGUGGAGCGACUCCAGCCUGACUGAAAUCCAAACCAAGAUUCGAGCCAAACUCCUGUCUCCGGACGCCCCCCCCAAUCUGACCUUCCUCGGGGCCGACCCGGCUCACCCCGGGCUGUUCUCGCGCAUCGUGCGUGGGGAGGAGCAGCAGUGGCGCGUGUGGGAGGACGAGGGUCAUGUGGCCUUCCUCACGCCUUUCCCCAACUCCCCUGGACUCACUGUGCUGGUCCCACGCCGACCUUUGACCUCUGAUAUAUUCAGAUUAGAAAAAAAAGAUUAUGAAGGAUUGGUGCUGGCGACUCAGAAGGUGUCCCGACUUCUGGAGGAGGGGUUGGGGGCCUCUGGGGUGGGGCUUAUUUUCGAAGGUUUUGAGAUUGACUAUGCACAUGCCAAGUUGAUGCCACUGUUUUCACCUCCGUCAUCAAUGGCAGGAGGUGAAAUCACUGAACCUAGAACGCCCCGGUUCUACCCAACAUACCCUGGAUACGUGAGCUCGGAGGAUGGACCUGAAGCCAGCCUGGAAUGUCUGAAGGAGAUGCACAGUAAAAUUACUCGGGUUUAAAACAAUUCCCACUCAUGUACCCCGCCCCCCCCAAGGAGAUCCCUUUAAAUUCAAUCUGCACCAAACUGAACACACAGAUAUCAGCUCCCUAGAUACAGUGCCUUGCAUAAGUAUUCACCCCCUUUGGACUUUUCUACAUCUUGUCAUGGUAUAACCACAGAUUAAAAUUAUUUCACAAUUAUUUACAAAUAAAAAUCUGAAAAGUGUUGAGUGCAUAUGUAUUCACCCCCUUUACUGUGAAACCCCUAACAAAGAUCUGGUGCGACCAAUUGCAUUCACAAGUCACAUUUGCAAGUCACAUAAUUAGUAAAUAGGGUCCACCUGUCUGCAAUUUAAUCUCAGUAUAAAUACACCUGUUCUGUGAAGGACUCAGAUUUUGUUGGAGAUCAUUACUGAACAAACAGCAUCAUGAAGACCAAGGAGCUCACCAAACAGGUCAGGGAUAAAGUUGUGGAGAAAUAUGAAGCAGGGUUAGGUUAUAAAAAAAUAUCCAGAGCUUUGAAUAUCUUUCUGAGCACCAUAAAAUCCAUUAUAAGAAAAUGGAAAGAAUAUGGCACAACCGCAAACCUACCAAGAGGAGGCCGUCCACCCAAACUGAAGAGUCGGACAAGAAGAAAAUUAAUCAGAGAAGCAACCAGGAGGCCCAUGGUUACUCUGGAGGAGUUGCAGAGAUCCACAGCUGAGGUGGGAGAAUCUGUCCACAGGACAACUAUUAGUCGUCUACUCCACAAAUCUGGCCUUUAUGGAAGAGUGGCAAGAAGAAAGCCAUUGUUGAAAGGGAUCCAUAAAAAAUCCCAUUUGGAGUUUGCCAGAAGCCAUGUGGGAGACACAGCAAACAUGUGGAAGAAGGUGCUCUGGUCAGAUGAGACCAAAAUUGAACUUUUUGGCCUCAAUGCAAAACUCUAUGUGUGGCAAAAACCCAACACUGCCUAUCACCCUGAGCACACCAUCCCCACAGUGAAACAUGGUGGUGGUAGCAUCAUGCUGUGGGGAUGCUUCUCUUCAGCAGGUACAGGGAAACUGGUCAGAAUAGAGGGAAAGAUGGAUGGAGACAAAUACAGGGAAAUCUUUGAAGAAAAUCUGAUGCAGUCUGCAAAAAACUUGAGACUGGGGCGGAGGUUCAUCUUCCAGCAGGACAAUGACCCUAAACAUACAGCCAGAGCUACAAAGGAAUGGUUUGGAUUAAAGAAUGUUAUUGUCUUAAAAUGGCCCGGUCAAAGCCCAGACCUCAAUCCAAUAGAGAAUCUAUGGCAAGACUUGAAGAUUGCGGUUCACAGUCUCCAUCCAAUCUGACUGAGCUUCAUCUUUUUUGCCAAGAAGAAUGGACAAACCUUUCCAUCUCUAGAUGUGCAAAGCUGGUAGAGACAUACCCCAAAAGACUUGCAGCUGUAAUUGCAGCGAAAGGGGGUUCUACCAAGUAUUGACACAGGGGGGUGAAUACUUAUGCACCCAACAGAUGUCAAUUUUUUUGUUCUCAUUAUUGUUUGUGUCACAAUAAAAUUUAUUUUGCACCUCCAAAGCAUGUUUUGUUGAUCAAACGGGAAAAAGUUUAUUUAAGUCUAUUUGAAUUCCAGUUAGUAACAGUACAUAAUGGGAAAAAGUCCAAGGGGGGUGAAUACUUAUGCAAGGAACUGUAAGCCUGGGUUUUUAUCUUCAGCAAGACUUGAAUUAUUCUCCAGGAAACCAGUUAAAAUGUAAAUCCACCCACUGACCUAUGAAACAUAGUCUCGUUGAAAACUGUUCAGUUGUGUUUUUGUAAUUUUUCUAAAAAAGAAACUUAACCUUCUUGGUGGAGGCCAGGUCACAAAGUUAAAUCUUGUGCAGUGUGCAGCAAGAUUCUUACUAGAAUAAAUAUGCUGUUUAUCUGUGUUCU
Platichthys flesus (European flounder) is the source of this 2947-nucleotide messenger RNA. RefSeq lists its product as uncharacterized. The transcript has 3 exons. Gene Ontology annotation, molecular function: catalytic activity. NCBI's taxonomy places the organism in Eukaryota, Metazoa, Chordata, Actinopteri, Pleuronectiformes, Pleuronectidae. The record is from RefSeq and is a predicted model, not a curated record. The coding region runs from base 109 to 1074 and encodes 321 amino acids.